UCCUGUCCCUACAACUCCUGUUCCUACAACUCCUAUUCCAAGUAAUUGUAAGGAUGAUUAUGAGUUCAUGUGUGCCAAUGGGGAGUGCAUAGAUGUAAGAAGGAAAUGUGAUAGGUAUACUGAUUGUUCAGAUGGAUCUGAUGAAACACCAGCUACAUGCCCACCUCGUAAAUGUACUGUUUAUGAGUUCGCAUGUGACGAUGGAUAUUGUAUUGAUAAUAGACGAGUAUGUGAUCAGUAUAAUGAUUGCACAGAUGGCUCAGAUGAAACUGAAGCUGCUUGUUCCCCUGUUACAACUUCUGUCCCUACAACUCCUGCCUCUACAACUCCUGUCGUUACAACUCCUAUUGUUACAACUCCUGUCCCUACAACUCCUGUUGUUACAACUUCUGUCGGUACAACUCCUGUUGGUACAACUCGUGUUGUUACAAAUCCUGUCCCUACAACUCGUGUCGUUACAACUUCUGUCCCUACAACUCCU
This is a messenger RNA of Owenia fusiformis, 481 nucleotides long. The record is from the annotation of a GenBank genome assembly. NCBI's taxonomy places the organism in Eukaryota, Metazoa, Annelida, Polychaeta, Sabellida, Oweniidae.